CAUGAACACACACACACACACACACACUCUCACACACUCUCACACACACUCUCACACACACACACUCACACACACACUCUCACACACACUCUCACACACACUCUCACACACAUACGGCGUAGACAGGCGUGGGGAGAUCAUGUGACGAGUGACGUCAGGAAGUUCGACCAACAAUUAGCGCAGGUGUGGGCAGCACCAUGUUGUCUCUGCUCACCUGUUGUCACCUGAUGACGUCACUGCUGCUCUGCUGCCUGGCCCACGCGCACGCCUCCAGGUGGCUGAUUGGCGAGCGAGACAACCACUGUGGCGGCGGUGGCGGCGGCGGCGUCUGCACUCGCCCUCAGGCCAAGCCCGUGUGCGGCUCGGAUGGGCGGAGCUACGAGAACGGAUGCGAGCUGCAGAGAGCGCGCUGCAGGGACAAGACACUGACGCUGGCGCACCGCGGCCGCUGUCGAGGAAGAAGCUGGGCCAAACCGGAUCAGACUCCGGUGUCUCCGGCGCCGACGCCCCCGUCUGUGGGCGGAGACAUGGCGCAAACAGAGGUGCUGCAGUCCAAGUGCCGAGUGGAGAGGAAGCAGGCCUUGGAACAAGCCACGAGGCCCCAAGAGUCCAUCUUUGUCCCACAAUGCAGCGAGGACGGCUCCUUCUCCCAGGUUCAGUGCCACACCCUGACGGGCUACUGCUGGUGCGUCAGCGGCGACGGCAAGCCAGUGAGCGGCUCCUCGGUGCACAACAGGACUCCGCUGUGUUCAGGCUCGGUCACUGACAAACCUCCCGCUCAGCCCAGCUCUGCAAGAAAGGUGAGUGGCGCUCUUCUCUUUCCGCUUCUUCUCACCCUCAACCCAGACGAUGGCUCCAAGGCCACGCCCACCCUGCAGAGCCACGCCCCCCUGCUAGGCGACGAGAUAACUGCUCCUACGCUGUGGAUCAAACAGUUGGUCAACAAGGAGAACAAACAGAACAGUUCCACCUCCAGGAAGCAAGAGAAAGUCCCGUCAUGUGACCAGGAGAGACAGAUCGCCCUGGACGAGGCCCGGCAGAACCCUCGCGAGGCCACCUUCAUCCCGGACUGCGGGCCCCGGGGCCUCUACCAGGCGGUGCAGUGCCACCAGUCCACAGGGUACUGCUGGUGUGUGCAGGUGGAGACGGGCAGACCAAUACCCAGGACCUCCACCAGGUACCAGACCCCAGAAUGUGACAAAGCACCACGGUCUCACCUCCCAGACUCAGAAGAUCUUUUCCAAGGCAGAGACCUGACAGGUUGCCCCGAGGGGAAGAAAGCGGAGUUCAUAACGAGUCUGUUGGACGCCCUCACCACGGACAUGGUCCAAGCCAUAAACUCACCAGCCCCCUCUGGUGGAGGGAGCUUUGUGGAGCCUGAGCCCAGUCACACGCUGGAAGAGAGGGUGGUGCACUGGUACUUUGGACAGCUGGACAUCAACGGCAGUCAGGACGUCAACAAGAAGGAGCUCCGGCCCUUCAAGAAGUACCUGAAGAAGAAAGCCAAACCCAAGAAGUGCGGCCGCAAGUUCUGUGACUACUGCGACCUCAACAAGGACAAGGUCAUCACCCUGCUGGAGCUCAAGGGCUGCCUGGGAGUCAGCAAGGAGGGUGCUUCCACCACCAGCAGCCACCAGGGGACAAGGCAAGACUCACAUGAGUGGGAAAAGGCCGACUAAUCUUUUACUAAUGUGUCUCUGCUCCUAGUCACU
Messenger RNA from Nerophis ophidion (straightnose pipefish), 1712 nucleotides. RefSeq names its product SPARC related modular calcium binding 1 (gene smoc1). Gene Ontology annotation, cellular component: basement membrane. Bases 198 to 1679 code for a protein of 493 amino acids. Gene Ontology annotation, molecular function: extracellular matrix binding; protein binding; heparin binding. The transcript is spliced from 13 exons. NCBI's taxonomy places the organism in Eukaryota, Metazoa, Chordata, Actinopteri, Syngnathiformes, Syngnathidae. The record is from RefSeq and is a predicted model, not a curated record. Gene Ontology annotation, biological process: extracellular matrix organization.